Anguilla anguilla (European eel) is the source of this 7017-nucleotide messenger RNA. It is a transcript of the gene ly75, whose product is annotated as lymphocyte antigen 75. The record is from RefSeq and is a predicted model, not a curated record. Lineage: Eukaryota; Metazoa; Chordata; Actinopteri; Anguilliformes; Anguillidae. Gene Ontology annotation, molecular function: signaling receptor activity. Bases 300 to 5459 code for a protein of 1719 amino acids. The transcript is spliced from 35 exons.
UACGGUGUAAAGUUACUCAGAAGACUACAGUGCAGCGCUGACCAACUAGGCUAUAGCGAGAUGUGGUAUUCCAUGUAAUUUUCUCAUGUUGGUUUGAGUUGCGUAUCUGGCAACUGACAACGAAGUAUAAACGAAGUGAAACAGAUGACAUUGACAGUAAGUUGAUGGGAGGAGACUUGAAGAAAUAUUGGUAUGAAUUGACAGUUUGCUAACGUCACUCCUGUCUAGCAGUUAGAGAGCGUAUUACUGUAGAAGUGAAUUAUGCGAUCGAUCUAAGCAUAUCCUACUGCGCUCUCAAAAUGGAUGGGGGUACAAGAGCGAUAGUUUACGUUUGUGUAUUCCUGCUUGUUGGACAACAGGCUAUUCACUUUGGAAGUUGCGCACCCACUCUGAACAAUGGCGAAGGCAUCUUCAAUAUUCGGCAUGCAGACUCAGGACGGUGCCUAUGGGCAGACCUCCAGGGUUUGCAGUUGUUGGAAUGUAGUGGCGCCCCAGAGGAGCAGUGGAAGUGGGGCUCGGGACACCGGCUGUUCCACGUGGUCACGGCCCAGUGCUUGGGUCUGAGGGUCCAGAACAAGAGCCUGGCCCUGCUCGACUGCAGCUCAUCGGACGGGACCCUGUCCUGGCACUGUGACGAACAGGCCCUCUACGUAUGGUCCAGGAAGUACCUCUCUGUGACCGAAGGCAAGCUCGGGGCACGGAACAGCUUGCAGGAUCGAUGGGUGAGGGACAACACUUCCGAAAGCAUCUGUCAGUACCCUUACCAAGUCGUGUUCACCAGUGACGGAAAUUCCCUGGGAGCACCCUGUGAAUUCCCCUUCCGCUACAAUGAUACCUGGUACCAUGGGUGCAUCCCCGAUGAUUCCGGCUACACCUGGUGUUCCACGACCCCAGAUUUUGACGCAGACGGCAACUUGGGGUACUGCUUGAAAUACGAGGAAGGCUGCGAGCGCUUGUGGAACAAAUCCAGCUCUGGAUACUGCUACCAGCACAACAGGCAGUCGGCGGUGUCCUGGCAGGAGGCCCGGGCUUCCUGUCACAGUCAGGGCGGGGACCUGCUCAGCAUCACCAGUGCGGCGGAGCUGGACCUCGUCUCAAACGGCGAUGAUCCCGACCAGGUGUGGAUUGGAUUAAACCAGCUGGACAUGGCUCAGGGCUGGCAGUGGUCGGACGGUUCUCCCCUCGCGUUCGUUAACUGGAAUGAAGGGAUGACAAACUUUUCGAUACUGAAAGAGUCAGACUGUGCAGUGAUGACCACCAAGGGCUUGUGGGAGAAGGCUGCAUGCACCCAGAAACUACCGUUCAUCUGCAAGAAAGCAUCGAAUCAGACUCAGCCUGGGUCAACAAGCCCGUGGGUACUUAAGGCUGCGAAAUGUGAAGACGGCUGGAGUGAGUGGAACGGGUUCUGCUACAAGCUGGUGAAGGACCAGCCGCUAGCCCAAUUGGAGGCUCAGAAGUACUGCAGCAGCAGCCAGGGGGCGCUGGUCAGCACACACAGCCUGGCUGACAUUGCGAUGAUAAGCGACUUACACACCGAUGGAGCGAUGGGAAUCUGGACUGGUCUUUGGAGUGAGGAGGCUCCUCCCCUUUUCCAGUGGAUUGACAAAUCCCCUGUCUCCUUCACCUACUGGGGCAGGGACGAACCUCGGGUCCUCCGUGAAAGCAAGCCCACCUGCGUGUCCUACUACGGAGAGUUCUUCCUCUGGAGAGUCAGCUCAUGUGAAGAUAAGCUGCCUUUCAUGUGCAAAAAGAAGGGAGAAAACGCAGAGACUGUCGUCAAUGCUGGAUGCCCCACCGAUGGUGAGUGGAGGAGACACGGCAGUGCAUGUUACAAGGUGGAUGCCAAAAAGGUUUUGUUCAAGGACAGGUGUAACCUCACAAUAACGAACAGAUUUGAGCAGGCUUACAUCAACAGCCUCAUCAGAGGCCAGAGUGAGACCCAGUAUUUUUGGGUGGGGCUACAGGACGCUAACAGCACCGGAGAGUAUCAGUGGAGCAACAAAGAUGGCCCAAACGAAAGGCUAACCUUUUCCAACUGGGCUAAGGACGAGCCGGCUCGGCUUGGGCAGUGUGCUGUGAUGUCCAGCGGGAAGCUCCUGGGCCAGUGGCAGCUGCAGAGCUGCUCUCUGUUUAGCGCCGGCUCCGUGUGCAAGAUGGAGGUCGGCCCUCACGUGGCUCCCGACCCUGAGCCCGACCCCAGUCUGCCCUGCCCUGCCGGCUGGGAGUCUAAACAGGGCCUUCGCUACUGCUACAAGGUGUUCCAUGCGGAGAGGCUGAGUCGCCAGCGGUCGUGGGAGGAGGCGGAGAGGUUCUGCGAGGCCCUGGGGGGUCACCUGCCCGGCCUCAGCAACCAGGACGAGAUGGAAGCCCUGCACACCAUCCUGAGGGGCUCCAUCAGUAAUGACCGGUACUUCUGGAUCGGCCUGAACCGCAGAAACCCGGCAUCGGGGAACGCCUGGGAGUGGAGUGACGGAAGACCCGUAUCCUCUGUUAUUUUCUCAGGAGAGCUUCAGGAAGAUGACGAAUACAAUCGGGAGUGUGUUGCCCUAAAGACAAUGAGGAGGUCCUAUUUGUCUUUCAUCCUUUUGCUCCGGGGUCAUUCGCUGCAGCAGUUUUUUGCCAGUCCUUUUCACUGUGAUGCCCAGCUGGAGUGGGUCUGCCAGAUCCCUCGAGGAAAGACACCACGUACUCCUGCAUGGUAUAACCCGGGUGGGCACCAUGAGUCAUCAAUAUUCGUUGAUGGAAAAGAGUUCUGGUUUGUGAGUGACCCCCAGCUCUCGUAUGACGAAGCUGGCCUGUACUGCUCAGGUAAUAGCAGCACAUUGGCAACACCACAGACCAUGAAUCAAGUUGGAGUUAUCCUAUCACAACUUAAAAAGCUUUCCGGGGAAAGACUGAGCUGGUGGGUGGAGAUUUUGGAAUCUGGGCUGUCUUUUCCCAUGCCAUUCCACCCAAUACUCCACCACUAUUCAACAUUCCAUGGCAGAUGUUCUUCCUUGAAUCCAGAUUCCUCAAUUCCUGAGCGAGAAUACAGCUGUGACCGGGCCUUGCCAUUUGUGUGUGAGAAAGUCAACACCACCUCUGUGGAGAGGAACCCACUGGAGCCGCACCCUGGAGGCCUGCCCUGUGGGAAUGAUUCCGUGGCCUUCAGAGACAAGUGCUACACAGUGUUGCCGCCGAAGUAUCUGUCAUUUGAAAAAGCCAGCGAACUCUGCCAGAAACUGCGGGGAACCCUGCCUGUCAUCUCCAGCCAGGCCGAGCAGGAUUUCAUCUUGUCGCUGCUGCUCGGUCAUUUACCCCGUAAACUUUGGAUCGGACUGAGGCGUCAACAUAGCAGGCCGGACUGGAAGUGGGCGGAUGGUUCUCCCCUCACCUUAGACAACUUCAACACCUUACUGCACGGGCAGAUGCGCUUCCUGCCCAUCAGCAGCUUUGAAACGUUGGACCUAUGUGCGAUAUUGUACAAUGACGCUAGUGCAGAAAUGAUGGGCACCUGGGACUACAGGACCUGCUCUGAGCCGCAGUACGUCGCGGUCUGCGAACAUUAUGCAGACAAACCGGAAAGCCCCAAGGCCCCAGAAGGAAACUUUGUUGUGAGCAACCACACAUAUAGAGUCUUGCAGGGGAACAUGACCUGGUUCACAGCUGUGGAGCUGUGUAAGAAGCAGGACAUGGACCUGGCCAGCGUGCUGGACGGAUCUCAGCAGGCGGGGCUCACCGCUGCCACCGGCAGAGCCGGCGCCCCCCUGUGGAUCGGCCUCUUCAGCGAAGACGAUGGGGCCCACUACCGCUGGACGGACCACAGCCACACGGUGUUCAGCCGCUGGUUCUCGGAGCCCACCAGUGGGCGCUGUGUCUACUUGGACACUGACGGCUUCUGGAAGGCCACCAAUUGUGAGGAGGAGCUGACAGGAGCCAUCUGCCACGUUCCCCAAGUGGAAAAGACUCUCGAGGAUGCUGCAGUAAAAUGUCCACACAGGGCCAAUGGGCCUGGCUGGACGCCAUUCAGAAACCACUGCUACGCCUUUUACAGGCAAGCCUCACGUUGGGCCGCAUUUGACAAGGGGGACAGCCGCGAAACAUGCAAGAAAUUAGACCCCAGUGCAGAAGUCUUAACAAUCAGAGAUGAGGAGGAGAAUGACUUUGUGAGAAAGCAGCUGCUGCCUUUAAGAGAUAUGGUGAUGUUUGUGUGGAUCGGAAUCUUCAAAGACAAUGAAACUAACCAGCUGAAAUGGUACGAUGGCACUAACGUCCAAUACUCCAACUGGAUUGAGGGAAGACCCAACAUAACUGACAAGUUCAUGGCUGGCCUCUCCUCCUCAGGCUCUUGGAAAUUAUUCACCAGUAAACAUAGUUUUGAACGCAUCAAGCAAAUCAGCGUUGUUGCUUGCAAAAUUGACUAUGAUUCAAAAGAGGACUUCAGCAAAUACGUCAGCGAUUUAGAGAAUUACGGCAACUUGAAGUACAAGGUGAUCCCGAAGAAGCUGACGUGGUCAGAGGCUUUACGGGAGUGUGAGAACAUGGACGGCCAUUUGGCCAGCGCUCACGAACUUGCGCAAGACGCUCACCUCCAGAUGAUGUCCAAGAUGGAUGGCUUCCCGCUGUGGAUUGGACUCUCCAACCAGGAUGAAGGUGGCUCAUCGUUUGAAUGGUCAGAUGGGACUAUCUAUGACUACAAGCCAUUGGGCUUUUCGUACUCUGGCUCUGAAGGCAACUGCAUGCUUGUGAACAGGAUGGGAUCGUGGGUGCAAGCGGACUGCACCACUCGGCAAGAGGGAGCGAUCUGCUAUGUCAACACCACUCAAAGUCCGAAGGCUUCUCCUCAACAGUCAAACACCUGUCCAAAGACUGCAGGUGUUUCCAGGUGGAUUCAUUACAAAGAGCACUGCUACGCAUUUGACAUGACCUUGUUUAACUACUCAGUGUACACAAUGGAGGAGGCAAAGACCAUCUGUAACCGCCUUGAUGAGUCAUCACAGCUCCUGACCAUUAAGGACGAAGAUGAAAACACAUUCGUCUCCAGAUACAUCAUGGAAAACCCCCUCAUCACUAAGCGUGUGUGGCUUGGCUUGGAUCUGGACGCGCAAGGUGACUCGAAGUGGAUCGACGGCACCAGUGUGGAAUUCUCCAACUGGGGCAAAAAGGCAAGCGCGCUCGCGGCGACCGGGCCCGCCUGCGCGGUCAUGGUUUCCGGCGAAGAAGGGGCAUGGAGCCGGGAGAGCUGCACGGAGAUCCGCAGCCGGGUGGUCUGCAAGGCGCCCGCUCCGAGGAGAGGCACGCCGGCCGCAUUAGCCUUCUUUGUCAUUUUGGUGAUAGCCAUCCUUGCUAUCGUGCUGUUCCUAAUAUGGAAGAGAAGCAGAGGCCGUUUCUCCUCCAGGGUGCGGUACCAAAGAAACUUUGACGAAGCCGACAGCGCAGGCAUAUUGACCGAAAUGGAGAAUGAAUUUCAGAAACAGUAACAGAAAUGUGCCUUUGCUAAAUGAAUGGCAAUGCAAAAACACAAAUAUUGUAUGUACGCAGAAUGCGAGACCAGCACUCCCUAAACAUUCCAGUACCUGCAAUUUAGCAUGUACUCCUAAAACGUGCUUUGCGGUAUAUUUGCACGCGGUCCCUGAACAUACCUAUCGGUGCGCUUUACACGCCUAUGUCUUCUUCAAACUUCAAACUUAUAUCCGAUUGACAUCUUUUUGCUUCAGGGAAAGAUUAAGUAAUAUUGAGUGGCACAUUAAUGUGAGAUGUAUUCGAAUGUCUUUGAAGGUCUGGGUGCCUUUUUGUUUUUUGUUUUGUUAUAAAGACUCUGCAUUUAAAAAAUGUGCCCACAAAAAUACAUCAUCGCCAAUGCAUCUUGGGGAUAUUUUAUGUUGGAAGUGUAUCAGGGUUUUCCUGCUCUUGAGCAUGCACUGAGAUUCAUGCACAUUUUUGUUGCAAUUGCGUUAUUAUAUUUUGUUAUUUGGAAAUGUUCUAAUUGCAGAUUCUCUUAACGAUCAGUUAUUUAAUUCAAGAAUGGCAGAGUUUACACCUGAAGCAGCAGCUUAAAUUUUGUGCUCAGCAACUGUUGACCUGAGUUGACAAUUGUGCUUAUUUGUGAGGCUGGGUUGUUUACUUUUGAGCUUUUGUCAGUGGCAUUUUUGUCACUAUUGUGAAAGAUUUGCUUUUAGUGGGGUGAGUGGUAUUUUUCUUUCCUGUGUAUUCAGUCUAAAAAACCGAAUCCAUUCAUUGUUUAGCAUGCAAUCAUUUAAUUAGCAUUGCCAUCAUAGUUGUUCAUUUUACAAAAAAUGUUUGAAUGUCAUUUUUAAGGCUGUAUUUAUGAUGAUAUGUGCCUAAUAUAUGCAUUCAAACCACUGAAAUUCUUAUCACUGGCAGUGUAUAAAUCUUAAAUAUUGUAUAUAUGUGCAACUAGAUUGUUUAUUUUUUAACCUUUAUUACAGUGAUGUUUGUGUAUUUAAUGAGGCUCUAUUCCCCAUGUAUGCGAAUACUAGCUAAAAUAGCAUUGGAAUUGUUUUACGCAAUGCUUUUUCAAGCACAUAAUAUCAUAGAUUUUUGAUGCAGAUAUUUAUUUUGUCAGAUAAUGUCCAUUUCUGAAUGUAAUUUUUCAGGCUAUAUUUAUGAAUGAAGCCGAAGUUAUGCAUUCAAACUACUGAAUAUCUGAGCAUCUUGAAACCUCCUGAAGCAUCUUGAAAUUUUAUUUGCUUAUUAAAUAUUUUUGAUACUUUCAAUAACUAAUUUGGGUACAUUACACAUGCACUGCACUCUGUUGUGACCUUGUUCCCUUUUGUAAGUGUUUGAAUGAUCAUUUGUUUGGAAAUACAAAACCCAAAGUUCCUUUUGAAAAUGUAUGUUGUACUGAACAGGCCUUAAAAUUUGAAAUUACUUAAAAAAAAUCACAAUUCCAACACUGUAAACAUAUAACCACAGUUUUAAUCGGUGGUCAACUGCUUUUGUUUUGCAAAUGUAUAAAGAAAAUCAAUACGAGAAUGAAAAUGAAGUCUUCCAAUAAACUUGCUGUCUUAAGUGUAA